This is a messenger RNA of Tinamus guttatus (white-throated tinamou), 537 nucleotides long. The record is from RefSeq and is a predicted model, not a curated record. Lineage: Eukaryota; Metazoa; Chordata; Aves; Tinamiformes; Tinamidae.
AUGCGGGCCCGGGAGGUCCUCGGGGAGGUCCAGGAGGUCUCAGGGUUUACGUUAAAAACGGAGCUGCCCUGCUCCCGGCUGAGCCGCGCGUCGGCCAGGAGGGAACAUCCCCGGCCCCCGCUCGCCUCCUCACGGCGCCUUCUCGUUGCAGUGCUGAAGAAGCGGCUCGUGAAGCUCGUCGUCAACUUUCUCUUCUACUUCCGCACGGACGAAGCGGAGCCCAUCGGAGCUCUGCUGCUGGAGCACUGCAGAAUCACCAAAGAGGAGGAAAACGUCUUCUCAAUCAGCUUCAUUGAAGAGCCAGAGAGGAAAUACUGCUUUGAAUGUGACAGUGAAGAGCAGUGUCAGGAGUGGAUCGAGGCACUCAAGCGAGCCAGCUACGAGUUCAUGAGGAGGAGCUUGAUUUUCUACCGGAAUGAGAUCCAGAAAAUGACAGGGAAGGACCCCCUGGAGCAGUACGGGAUCUCCGAGGAAGCCCGCUUCCAGCUGGGAACACGCAAGCAAUAACCCUGGCUUGGGCUGGCCGGGCGUCUGGCC